Molecule: messenger RNA, 1273 nt
Organism: Eucalyptus grandis
Lineage: Eukaryota; Viridiplantae; Streptophyta; Magnoliopsida; Myrtales; Myrtaceae
Product: protein PLANT CADMIUM RESISTANCE 3
Exons: 5
Coding region: 460-1035 (191 amino acids)
Source: RefSeq, a predicted model, not a curated record
GCGAGGGGCGAGCGAGAGGGGAAGAGACGAGUUUUUUGCGUGAAGCUUUUUCUGGUUUUGGUGCCAAGGGGAGCAAGCUGUUGAGAUGGCUUCUUCUUUCUUUGGCUGAGGGAGAGCAACCGAGAGAGAGAGCCCUCGGUUUAGGGAGAGAGAGAUUGUGAAAGAGGGGGUUCUGGUUUUUUUCUGCAGCUUCUGGUCGAGAUCUCCACGCGCAGAGAGGGGUAUCUCCUUUUUCUUGGCUAGAAUCGUGGAGCGAGAGAUAAGAGACAAACGUGCGCUACCCUCGAGCUCCGACCGAAGAAGACGACGACGAUCAAUCAUCGCGCUUGGACCUCGACCGCCGACCCUCGACGACACGUUACUCUCCCUACCUUUCCAGCUUGUUGGUUGUCAAGUUUGACUUUUCUUCUAGGCAAGUUGCGGCUUCUAUAGAAGAGGAGUGAGAUCCAGAGAGAGGUGAUGGCCGAUGACGCUUCUUCAGACAAUUGGGAAGGGGUGCAAGCGGCCACAGGACUGGCGCAAGCGGCCACAGGAGGGGUGCAAGCGACCCCCGCCACGGCACACUUCAGCCAAGCCAACGUGGGAGCACCUGGUCACAACGUUCCCAAUGCCAACGUGGGAGAAUGGGCCACCAGUCUUUGUGGUUGCUUCGGCGAUAUAUCGAAUUGCUGUAUCACCUGUGUCUGCCCGUGCAUCACGUUCGGCCAGAACGCUGAGAUCAUAGACAGAGGAAACAUCACUUGUAUGCGUGCCGCGUCUUUGUGCUUGCUGUUAAGCCCUUCAGGGAUUUGUUCGUGCUUCUACACAUGCACUUACCGGACCAAGCUCCGCGGCUUAUACUCAAUCCGUGGCAGCCAGUGCGGAGAUUGUUUCGCGCACCUUUGUUGCCAGCCAUGCGCGCUUUGCCAAGAGUAUCAGGAGCUCAAGAGCCGCGGGUUCGAUCCCUCUUUUGGAUGGGUUGCUAACCAGGAGCGAAGGACUCAGCAGGUUAAAACCAUGGACCCUCCGUCAGCUCCCGGCAAGAUGAUUCGUUGACAGAUCUCUCGGGCCAACCUUCCCUUUCAAAAGCAUAGGAAAACCUAGCCGAGACGGUCAAGCGAUUGAGAGUACUUUGUGUGGCUUUUAUUUUAGUUUCGGGGCUUUGUUUUAAUUUCCAGGACUGGAAGUCGGACUUUCGUACUCCAUUGUAAUAACAGUAAGCUAUGCUAUCUCAAGUUAUAUCACAACAACCUGGAAAUUGAAGGGAAUGAUCCGUACAGCGGAUUACAAGGUA